CCCGCGCCCCCGCCCGCUCCCCUCCCCCUGCCCAAAAAGACACAGCCCGGCUCCCGGAGCGGCGCCUCCAGUCGCGGAGGAGCGCGGCGUUGGCGCGGAUGGAGGGCGCGAGCGGGCGGCCGCGGCGACUGCACCCAGCGGGGCGCUGAUGCGGCGCCUGGACCUUCGCUGCUCGACUAGGGGGGCGUCGGCCGAGUGGGCACUCCGCGAUGCAGCUCUUGAAGGCGCUCUGGGCACUCGCGGGGGCCGCGCUCUGCUGCUUCCUCGUCCUGGUGAUCCACGCGCAGUUCCUGAAAGAAGGUCAGCUGGCUGCCGGCACCUGUGAGAUUGUGACGCUCGACCGCGACAGCAGCCAGCCGCGGAGGACGAUCGCCCGGCAGACGGCUCGCUGUGCCUGCAGGAAGGGGCAGAUCGCGGGCACCACCAGAGCCAGGCCCGCCUGCGUGGACGCACGAAUUAUCCGAACAAAGCAGUGGUGUGACAUGCUCCCUUGUCUGGAGGGGGAAGGCUGUGACUUGUUGAUCAACCGGUCAGGCUGGACGUGCACGCAGCCCGGCGGGCGGAUAAAGACCACCACGGUCUCCUGACAAACGCAGCCCCAGAGGGGCCCCAGGAGUGACUUUGGCUCCCUGGAGAGGCCACAAUCCUCAGUCCAUCGUGGAUGCCACCCACCCUCCGCCGCCCGCCCACCCUCCGUUUCUCUAGCCUGUCAAGGACAGCCUGCUUCCUCGGCCGCCCGAGCUGAGUCUGUCCGGCCGCCCCGAGGAGUCAGUCCUGGGACAUACAGCAGGGCUGCGUCACCGGGCGUCCCUGGAACCUGGCCUGGCCACCCUCCCGGCCGCAGACGAGGAGGACGAGGAGGCAGCUGCAGCCCAGCCAGCCCGAGAGAGGAGGACAGCGCCGGGCCCGGGGAGGACUGAGUCUCGGGCGCAGCAGUGGCCUCUCCUUGUGCCCCAGACUGUCCGAAUCGCUUUUAUUUUCUUAUCCUUUCAGUAUAUUCAAUAGACCAAAGAGCAAAAUCUAUUUUAACGUGGACUCGUCCGUACCAUCCGAGUCCCUGGGUUCGAUUGGGGGGCACGGGGGCAGAGACACGCUCGAGAGGCACCCACCCCACGGACGCUGCGGGGCCCCCUGAGCAGCCGGAGGAUGUGGCCGGAGGACACACGGCCGGCGAUGUCCCCACGUGGACCCCGCGGGCGCGCCUGGCCGGGAGCACGGCCCGCUGUGCGCACCUGCUCCCCUGUACUUAGAUGGACUUUCUCGUACUAAAAUCACUUUCUGUUUUAACCAGUUAAACGCGCCUCUCUGCAGCUCCAUUCUGAUAGUGGGAUAAUCCAGGAUUCGCCAAGAGCAUGUCGGGUCUCCCAUGACUGCUGUCUCAUCCAAUCACCAUUUAGCUCCAGAAAGCAAAUUAAAGAAAGCGAAAGUAACACUUGUUUGAAAGAGAUCAUUAAAUGUAUUUUGCAAAGCCGAAAGUUAUAUAUUUAACAGUUUUUAUAUGUUGUAUAUUUGUAG
Balaenoptera ricei (Rice's whale) is the source of this 1515-nucleotide messenger RNA. It is a transcript of the gene TAFA5, whose product is annotated as TAFA chemokine like family member 5. Gene Ontology annotation, molecular function: receptor ligand activity; G protein-coupled receptor binding. The record is from RefSeq and is a predicted model, not a curated record. Bases 210 to 587 code for a protein of 125 amino acids. Gene Ontology annotation, biological process: G protein-coupled receptor signaling pathway. Lineage: Eukaryota; Metazoa; Chordata; Mammalia; Artiodactyla; Balaenopteridae. The transcript is spliced from 4 exons.